AUGAGCGAGGCAGCGAGCGACGCGAUGAAGCUGCGGCUCAAGCUCAAGCUGCCGCGGUCCAUGUCCGUGUCCUCUGUGGCUGAGGAGGCGCAAAAGAAGCUGUUGAUUGGCGCGCGGGGCGGCGCUGCCGUCAAAGAGCUGCUGAGCACAGCGCCCAAUAUCGAGGUCGCCAUUCGGGACUUCCAAGCGGCCCACGGCGUCGCGGAGGCGCAUGCGCAGCUAUUCGUGCGCAAGAAGGAGACAAAGAGGCAGGAGAAACCCACUACCUUCGAGCCGGUGGUGCAGCUGCUGGAUCUGCUGCAAGUGCCUCGUUCUAACAUGUACCACUCGCUCCUUGAGCAGAUGAAGAAGGAGAUGCUGCUGCGUAUUGCAGACUUACCGCAGAGCGAGCUGCCACGAGUGCUGGAGCAGACUUUCCCGUAUAUUGAGUUUCGUGAGCUUCGAGCCAUCCCGAUUGCUGUUUUGGCUAGACAAGAAGACACACCGGAGCUAUAUUUACGUGAGCUGACGGAGAAUCGACGGAUACUUGCGGAAUUGCCUGUGCAUGUGAGGAGAAAGAUCUUGCUUGUGGACAGGAGAGAGCUACAGCUGCUCGUAGAGGAAUGCACGCGCGAGUAUGUGACCGAGCAACUGGAGUGGUAUCUCAACCACCCAACGCCAGGGUCCACGACAACCCAUCGCUCAUUAUCGAGGAGGAAUAGCAACACCAAUAUGCGAACUAGUAACCAGAACAGGAAGCGCAGCUUGGAAAAAUCAGCAGGUGGUAGUUUGUGGAACGUCUCCAGCCAUGUUCCGUCUUCAGCUGAUGCUGUUGGGUCGUCAUCGUCAGCGUCAGGGUUUAGCGGAGAGCGACGACCAUUGUACGCUCCAGACGAACGGCGACGUGAUAACCCGGCGCUUAUAAAGCUAGUGGAGAUGCUGGGAGACUCAGAGUCACUAUACUUAUCGACAUUGGAGAUCUGGCGUAGCUACGUGGUGGCUGCGAAUAUUCCUGGUAGCGCCACGAACAAUCAUCCGAAAGAAUAUGUGGACUACGUAGCACUUCUCGGAGCUAUGCGCAGUGACCUCGCCAACCUUCAGCGUGACAAAACAACGCCCCUAUUGCGAACCGAUCCAUUACACAAAUUCAUUUGGUUUUUGGAUCGGGCACUGAAGAACCAGACACUAGAGAGCGCUCUACUUCACGAACUGCUAGGCUUUAUUGGUCGAUUACGUACAUCUGACUUGCCGGCCAACAAGAAGUUUCGAAAGAAAAGUGGUGCUGAGGAGGAAGAGGAAAGUUUUGAGGUCGUAUUAGGGCCACCGCCUGUGGAUGAGCUUCUUGCAGUGUUGGACAAGAUUGCGAAAAUCGAUGCCCGCUUGAUUUUCGCUGAACCCGUACCGGAUGAUGUGCCGAAGUAUCGAGAUAUUAUUAAGGAUCCCAUGGACCUGUCAAUGAUGCGGAGGAAAGCCAAACGCGGCAAGUACAAAACACUGGAUGCGUUUGUGGCCGACUUUAACCUUAUGAUCCGCAAUUGUAUGACUUUCAACCCGGACACGACUAUUUUCUACAAGGAAGGAAAGCGUAUUGGCAAGCGAGGAAACGAGUUGAUAGAGCGAAGUGCUGCUGCUCUGCUUGGGGAGCCUCAGCGAAUUCGCACUAAGAAACGUCGCAAAGCAGGAAGUGGUCCCACCAGCGAGGCUAUCAGUAUGCUCACAAGUACCGGUGUUGUGACGAUCAAGGACUUUGGCGAUGUUGACCAAUCUGGGAUGAUUCCGGAAGGCUUGUGCAAUGAACUGCUCGCGGAUGUGGCACUCGUUUUAUCGGAUCCACUUGUAAAGCAACUUAUCUGUGACGCCCUUAUGAAGAACCUUGUGGUUUGCUGGCAAAAAAAGGAGCUGCCCACGGACAACCUGAUCUGCCGUGCACUGGUGCAACUUCUUCAGAUUGGUAAUUCAUCUAGCGUGCGCCGUAUGAUUCGGAAGCAAGACUUCGUGCUGCGUGCGCCGCAAGUAGUAACUAUGCGUGUCGUACUGCCGCUACUGCUGCGCACGAUGGUGGAUUCCCGUGUGUAUUACGCAUUUUCAGCUGGAUUGCAGCGUGAAGUAAAGACAAAAGCGAAGGAUGACGCAUUGAGUACCAUGUUGUGGGACAACGUGCUACGUGCAAGCUCAGCUAUUCGCACCAUGGUGAAGUCGUUCGCCGUGCAAUGUUUGGUGGACCACCAAAUUGAUGCAGGUUCGCAGCUGCUGCAUCAUUUGCUAUUGGCAGAAGAGGAAUCGCUUCUACGUGAUCGUGUUUUACUCCAUGCAGUCGCUGAAGUCGUGCUGGAGCAGGUGAAAAUAGCUGCAGCGAGCACAAGCAGCAGUAAUGGCAACGAUGGUGGGUCGAGCUCUGCUGAAAAUGGUGAGGUGACGAUGACACUGAGCGAGCAAUUGCAAGCUCUACCAAUUUGGAAGCAAAUUUUCGACGGUUUUUUUGUGGAUGUUCUCGGAAAGCGAAUCCAGGCAGCCAAGGAGUCGACUGGGUCUGUUGUUCAUUUUGCCGAUGGUGUGGUCGAGGCGGUUGAAGAAGAGCAAGACAGUGCUGUAUCGGGCGAAACAGCGUCAAAAAAGCGCAAACGAGAACAUGAGGUCAAAAACUUUAUAACUCCAGUGCUCCACGAGAAAACAGUCGCCGUGCUGUCAUCGCUAUUCGCAAUGAUUGAAAAGAGAGGUUCAGCAGCGGGGGGUGAUGCGAUAGUCACUUCGUAUCUCAAGAAAACAUUGGGCGUGCUACGUAUGAACUGCCCGUCGUUAGAAGUAUUUGAAGCCCUGUGGAGGAGCACUGUAUUCUCUGGGUGUCGGCAACUCUACGAGCCAAUGUUAUUAAAGUGCAAAACCGUGCAGAAGGAGCUUUUCGCUGUGUUAUCAUCAGAUGUCAAGGAUGAACCGGUUAGUGUGCAAAAAAGAAAGAACGAUCCAGCAAAUGUCGAAUUCAAGGCUCAAGAUGACGCUUCGAAUGUGACAUCAAGCGAUACCAUCACUGAUGCAAAGCCCGUCGAUGUGGGCAUUAAAUCGGAAGGUGGUAAAGGAGCCGCGACUGAGCAUGGCAAGAGUUCUGCUGUGGGUGCAGAAGCUGCAGCUGGCGUUGAAACAAACGGAGUUGUCGAGACUAAGGCUACUGCCGCGGUCACAGAUAGAAAUGCCGAAGAUCUUAGCAAAGGUGUCAAAGUGGAGGAAGUCCAGACUCCUACAGAAGCCGAUAAUGAUGACACAAAAGCCGACACUGCGAAUAAUAGCUCAGCUAUACAAGUGGACACUUCUGCUGUCAAUAGUACAGAGGAGGAAAACAAUGCUGCUGCUGUCAAGGCUGAAAGUGUGGAGACAGACGCCGAAUCUGUGACUACUGCUGGUGAGAAUAACAGAGAUGACGCGGAUGUGAAGAUGGAAGAUGCCGAGGAGGCGGCGGAAGGGGAGCCGCUUACGGCAAAAAAUAGCACUGGCGGUGCUGAUGGAGGCGUAUCGGGUGAGAGUUUGCCAGACGUUCUUGCUACGCCAACAGCAACGGCUGAGCACAACGAGUCCACAGAGCAGCGAGGAGAGCCAAGUUGGCUCACCCCGCUGCUGCGUUUGCUGCCACCCGUCAGCAUCAGAAGUGAAGGUGAUGUGGGUAACAGUGAUACACAGAAAGAAGUUCCAGCAGCGGUGACUACUGCUGGUGAGAAUAACAGAGAUGACGCGGAUGUGAAGAUGGAAGAUGCCGAGGAGGCGGCGGAAGGGGAGCUGCUUACGGCAAAAAAUAGCACUGGCGGUGCUGAUGGAGGCGUAUCGGGUGAGAGUUUGCCAGACGUUCUUGCUACGCCAACAGCAACGGCUGAGCACAACGAGUCCACAGAGCAGCGAGGAGAGCUAAGUUGGCUCAUUCCGCUGCUGCGUUUGCUGCCACCCGUCAGCAUCAGAAGUGAAGGUGAUGUGGGUAACAGUGAUACACAGAAAAAAGUCCCAGCAGCGGUGACUACUGCUGGUGAGAAUAACAGAGAUGACGCGGAUGUGAAGAUGGAAGAUGCCGAGGAGGCGGCGGAAGGGGAGCUGCUUACGGCAAAAAAUAGCGCUGGCGGUGCUGAUGGAGGCGUAUCGGGUGAGGGUUUGUCUGACGUUCUUGCUACGCCAACAGCAACGGCUGAGCACAACGAGUCCACAGAGCAGCGAGGAGAGCCAAGUUGGCUCACCUCGCUGCUGUGUUUGCUGCCAACAGCCAGCAUCAAAAGUGAAGGUGAUGCGGGUAACAGUGAUACACAGAAAGAAGUUCCAGCAGCGGUCCUGCCAGUGAAGGAUCAAAAAGAUGGAAAUGUGGAAACAGAAACAGUUGCAGAAGAGGAAAAGGAGGCGGUCGAGACGCAAUAA
Molecule: messenger RNA, 4365 nt
Organism: Phytophthora infestans T30-4
Lineage: Eukaryota; Oomycota; Peronosporomycetes; Peronosporales; Peronosporaceae
Exons: 1
Coding region: 1-4365 (1454 amino acids)
Biological process (GO): negative regulation of DNA-templated transcription
Cellular component (GO): nucleus
Molecular function (GO): protein binding
Source: RefSeq, a predicted model, not a curated record